Messenger RNA from Alternaria burnsii, 1206 nucleotides. RefSeq lists its product as uncharacterized. The transcript is spliced from 3 exons. Lineage: Eukaryota; Fungi; Ascomycota; Dothideomycetes; Pleosporales; Pleosporaceae. Bases 1 to 1206 code for a protein of 401 amino acids. The record is from RefSeq and is a predicted model, not a curated record.
AUGGAGGACCGAAGUGGUUCGGUGUUGGCGAUAGCCAUCACAUUCAUGAUCUUAGCAUGGGUCACUGUUGGACUUCGGUGCUAUGUCAGGGUGUUCAUGGUCAAAGGUUUCGGCAUCGACGACCAUUGUAUGGUCGUUACCCUCCUCUGCUUCACAGGAUAUCUGGCAUCACAAAUUGGCGGCGCAGUCCAUGGCACAGGCGUGCGACGUGAGAAACUUUCCGACGAACAAGCGCAAACGGCCCUUCACUUCUGGUUCUUCUGCGAGAUAUUCUAUACACUGUCGACAUGUAUGCUCAAGAUCGCCGUUGGUUUCUUCUUGCUACGCAUCACUGUCGCACCGAUGCACAUCUGGCUUAUCCGAUUCAUCAUGGUCGUCUCUGCAAUUGUGGGUGUCGCAUACACAUCGGUGGUUAUCUUCCAGUGUAAACCCAUCUCCUUUUGGUGGGACCUGAACCCUAAUCACACUGGAACUUGCCUGUCAGGUACCCUGGUCAUGAACUUUACCUUUGUGGUUUCUGGGCUUAACGCCUUUGCCGACUGGGUGUUCGCGAUGCUUCCCGUGCUCAUCGUCAAGGAUCUGCAUAUGAAGAAGCGCAUGAAGGUCGUAGUUGCUGGAGUUAUUGCUCUUGCCGCAAUUGGUUCGACAGCAACGAUCAUCCGCCUUCCUUACACGACCUCGCUGAAGGGAUACAAGGGAGAUUUCCUCUACCGAACAACCGACUUCGCGAUUUGGAGUACGGUAGAAGUAGGGUUGGGCAUAACAGCUGGCUCUAUCGCCACUCUUAGACCGCUCAUGAAGCAGGCCCUUGAGAUCACUCGAUCAGCCUCAGCUCUACCAUGGAGUAAGCCUUCGCAGGGCUCACAGCCGCUGCAGUCGGGACAUCAACUCAGCACUGUCAAACCGUCGAUCAAGAAAUCGAUCACAAUUACCACCUCCAGAGCUCGAAGAGAGAGUGCUAGCUCCGACGAGGAGAUUUUUCUAGGCGGUAAGAGCCUACCAUCCGAGUCAUGGCAGCAACAGCAAGGACUGCCUGGGUAUGUCACAUCCACAGUGCUAGAUGAACGUGGGCAGCGGCAAACAACAGAGAAGAGCCGUAAACACAUAGCCGAUCUGGAAAGGAGAGGCAGUCCUGGUGCGGCUAGCGACUCCACGGUUGACACGAAGUCAUCGGGAAAGGCUGCAAGGGUACACGAACGCUUCUAG